This is a messenger RNA of Ornithorhynchus anatinus (platypus), 1098 nucleotides long. RefSeq names its product potassium channel tetramerization domain containing 11 (gene KCTD11). NCBI's taxonomy places the organism in Eukaryota, Metazoa, Chordata, Mammalia, Monotremata, Ornithorhynchidae. The record is from RefSeq and is a predicted model, not a curated record. The transcript has a single exon. Gene Ontology annotation, biological process: positive regulation of neuron differentiation; protein homooligomerization. The coding region runs from base 275 to 976 and encodes 233 amino acids.
GGAGCCCCCCGACCCCGGUGCCCCUUCCCCUCCCUCCCCGCGCGGGGCCGCAGGACCGGACGCCAGGGUCCCCCAGGCCGGCGGCGGGGUCCAGCAGCAGCAGCAGCAGCAGCAGGAGCGGCGGGGAGAGGAGGAGGAGGGGUCGCCGGGGUCGCCGGGGUCACCGGGGGUCUCGGACGGCUGGGUCCCGUCGUUCGGGGGCCCGGUGACGCUGAACGUCGGGGGGACGGUGUACGCCACGACCCUGGAGACGCUGACCCGGUUCCCGGACUCGAUGCUGGGGGCGAUGUUCCGGGGCCGGCCCCUCCCGCCGCCGGACCCGCUGGGCCGCUUCUUCAUCGACCGGGACGGCAAGGCCUUCCGCUACGUCCUCAACUUUCUGCGGUUCGGCCGGCUGGACCUGCCCCGCGGCUACGGGGAGACGGCGCUGCUCCGGGCCGAGGCCGACUUCUACCAGAUCGGGCCGCUGCUGGACGCCCUGGGCGAGCUGGACGCCCGCCGGGCCCGGGAAGGGGCGGCCGCCCUGUGCCACGCCGACCUGCAGGUCGCCCCGCGCCUCGUCCACUUCUCGGCCCGCCGAGGCCCGCACCACUACGACCUCAGCGCCGUCCUCCUGCACGUCUACACCGCCAACCUCUUCUGCACCGACCCGCUCUGCCUGGCCGAGCUGCGGGCCCGGUUCGGCGGGGAGGGGGCCGGGGAAGGGACCGGGGCCGGGGCCGGGGAGGGGGCCGGGGACCCCCACUUUCGGCUGGAGUGGGCCCCGAGGCCCGAGGCGCUGCCCGCCGCCGAGUACCGGAGGCUCGGCCUCGGCCCGCUGCGGACCCAGCCCGGCGGGAGGGAGGUCACCGGCAGGGCGGCCUUCCUGGAGGAGGUGCUGCGCGUCGCCCUCGGCCACGGCUUCCGCCUGGACUCCGUCUUCCCCGACCCCGAGGACCUGCUCAACUCGCGCUCCGUCCGUCUCGUCCGACAGUGAGCGCGACAGCCCACGCCAAGGGGCCCCACUGGGCGGCGGGGGAAUCUCCUCACCCUUUCUUCCCUCUCCUCCCUCUCUUCCUUCUUCCUCUCCUCCCUCUCUUCCUUCCUCUCCUCCCUCAC